Molecule: messenger RNA, 854 nt
Organism: Bursaphelenchus okinawaensis
Lineage: Eukaryota; Metazoa; Nematoda; Chromadorea; Rhabditida; Aphelenchoididae
Source: the annotation of a GenBank genome assembly
AUGUCUGAAAGUUGUAUUCCAAGGCCGGUAAUAGGUAAUAUCAAGAAGUUUGUCCAAGCCUUGAACGUUUUGGAGAAAAGUGUACAAAAGAUGAUUGCUAUUACACCAGAACAAAAGGAACAGGUUUGUUUUAGAAUUUUAAAUUGUAUAACAGUAAAUUUCAACUGAUAUAGACUGUUUGAAAGCAUAAAUUUUACAUUUUUGUAAUAACAAAAAUCUAACUUUAAAGAUAGAAUAAGCUAAUGUAGAGCUGAAGUAGGCGAAUAGUGAUGUUAAAAUUGCAGAUGACGGAGUUAGAGGUGGCGAAGUUUAAUCUAACAAUAGUUACACUGGUCAACAGCUUUUACUGGCUACAUGCUUCAACGUUGGGGAAGAAUCCUGAAGAUGAGGACACUGUCGGAGUUGAAUACGUAUGUUUUAAUAUGUUUCAAAUGUUGCUGUAGUAUGCUUUUCUUUUUGAAAAAUUUAUUUUUUUAGAGACGAUUGAAAGAUGUAAAAGACCGACUACAACAACUUGAAGAUGCUCACCUUAGACCACAACUGAACAGGAGAGCAGCCAGUAGUUUUGUGAGGAAUGCUCUGUUUGAUGUGGAUGACUUUAACAGAGCUGUAAGUUUGUAUAUUAUUAAUGGUUAUCAAUCAAAACAAUAAUUCAAAAUAUAUAAGGAACAUCUAGUAGUAAGGACUAUUUUUUAAAUAUUGUUUUGCCAACUUGUUUCUUAACAUAUAUUGUCAUUGCUAAUAUAUUUUUACAGCGUGAGCAAUUGGCAGAAGCUGGGGUAGACUUUGGUGAAGAAGAUGAAGGCGAAUACGAUGAUCAAAAUGACGAAGAAUACGAUGUCAUGGAAGAAUAA